UACGUAUAGUGAAUGUGUAUACCAUAUUAUAUAUAUCCAUACGUAUAGUGAAUGUGUAUACCACAUUAUAUAUAUCCAUACUGAAUGUGUAUAUCACAUAUAGUUCCGGUUUUACUACAUAGGGGCUUAUGUCUAGUCCGUACAUACUCCGUCACGCAUUGAUUCACAUGUAUGUCUAAAUUGCGGUUCCUUUACUGGCGUUUGCUUCCAAAGAUAUUUAUCUGUGGCAUAUUGCUUCUGAUUGAACUCCACUUUCAACCAACAAUCCCUUACUACAGGAUAGGUCUUAUAGGCAAUUACGAGGAAGAUACACUUCUACUUUUGUACUUCCUUCUCGUUGUUACAGCUAUAGAGGUAUCCAAGACUGCAUUCCUUAUUUCUGCCAAGGUGUGUCUUGGUAGGUAAUUAUUGCAGUUCGUAUCAUACGUGUAUCAGCACACACCACGUUCGCAUACUACAUUAUAUCUAUAGAAGUACAAUACCACCACACGCGUGCAACCACACGCGCUAGUCACGCUCAUAUACCCUUCCAGUAAUAUUCAAAAAACCUUCCAACAAGAUGGCUGACUGGGACUAUGGAGAAGAUGACAUCAUGGAUCACGGCGUCUUGGCGCCAUUGAACACGGUCAAAAAAGCUCCGCGGCCAGCAGGAAAGAAGACUAUCGAAGAAACAUACCAGAAGAAGACGCAGCUGGAGCAUAUACUUCUGAGACCCGACUCGUACAUUGGGUCGACGGAGGCAUCGACUGAGCAGAUGUGGGUGUACGACCAGGGCACAGGCAUGGUCUUUCGCAAGGUCACCUACGUCCCCGGGCUUUUUAAGAUUUUCGACGAGAUUCUCGUGAAUGCGGCGGAUAACAGACAGCGCGACAAGAACAUGAACACCAUGAAGAUCGACGUGGAUGUGGAAAACAACUCCGUCAAGAUAUGGAACAACGGCGCGGGCAUUCCUAUCGAGAUGCACAAGGACGAAAACGUCUACGUGCCAGAGCUGAUCUUCGGACACUUGCUAACAUCCUCUAACUACAAUGACACGGAGAAGAAGGUCACUGGUGGUCGCAACGGAUACGGUGCCAAACUGUGCAACAUCUUCAGUGAGGAGUUCACCAUAGAAACCGCCAGCAAGGCCACCGGAGAGAAGUACACCCAAUCCUUCACGCGCAACAUGAGCAACAUUGGCAAGGCGAAGAUCCGCACACCCGCGGCCGGCAUUAAGGAGGACUAUACAUGCAUCACCUUCAAACCUGAUCUGGGCCGUUUUGGCAUGCAGCACCUGGACGUGGAUGUGGUUGCACUGUUCACCAAACGAGCCUACGAUAUGGCGGGAUGUCUGCCAGGCGUCAAGGUGAUCUAUAAUGGCAGCAAGUUGCCGUGCAAGAGUUUCAAGGAGUAUGUGAAGAUGUACAUUGAGAACAACCGCACCGAGGAAGGGCUACCCCUGCCAUUGGUGCAUGAGAUAGUCAACAAUCGGUGGGAGGUGCUAGUGACAACAAGUGAGGGUCAGUUCCAGCAGAUGAGUUUUGUCAACAGCAUUUGCACCUCAAAGGGUGGGCAACACGUCAACCAUGUCACAGACCAGCUCACCACCAAGAUUAUCGAGGUGGUGAAGAAGAAGAACAAGGCUGCCCCGGUGAAGCCCUUCCAGAUCAAAAACCAUCUGUGGGUGUUUGUGAAUGCGCUGAUUGAGAACCCCAGCUUUGACUCACAAACGAAAGAGAACAUGACGCUGCGCAAGAGCAUGUUUGGCUCAGAGUGCACACUCAGUGACAAGUUUGUGAAGAAUGUGCUGAGCACGGGUGUGGUGGAGAAGAUUCUGUCGUGGGCUAAGUUCAAGCAAGAGUCUGCCAUGGCCAAAUCCUGCUCCGGUGCCAAGAGAUCGCGUCUGACGGGCGUGCCCAAACUGGAUGAUGCCAACAUGGCUGGUACUCGCCAGAGCGCAAAGGCGACCCUCAUUCUGACUGAGGGUGACUCAGCCAAAGCACUGGCCGUGAGUGGCCUGAGUGUAGUGGGAAGAGACUACUAUGGCGUGUUCCCCCUGCGAGGAAAACUACUGAAUGUGCGCGAAGCCUCCAUGAAACAGAUCAUGGAUAACGCCGAAGUGCAGAGUAUCGUGAACAUCAUGGGGCUCAAAUACGGCCAAAAGUACGAGAGUACGGCUUCUCUGCGAUAUGGAUCGCUGAUGAUCAUGACCGAUCAGGACCACGAUGGAUCGCACAUCAAGGGAUUACUCAUAAACUUUGUCCACCAUUUCUGGCCGUCGCUGCUGAAGGUUCCGGGAUUUCUGGUUGAGUUUAUAACGCCCAUUGUGAAGGUGACUAAGGGUGUCAAGACUGAGUCCUUCUACACCAUGCCAGAAUACACUGCCUGGAAGGAAGCCACUGGAGAUUCCGGCAAAGGUUGGAAGAUCAAGUACUAUAAGGGUUUAGGUACGAGCACUCCGGCCGAGGCCAAGCAGUACUUUGCGGAUAUGGAACGGCACAACAUUGCCUUCGAAUGGCUCGACAACCUGGAUGACCAGAAGAUUCAACUGGCAUUCUCGAAGAAACAAACGGACGAUCGCAAAGAUUGGCUCAUGCGCCAUCGCCCGGGCACAUUCAUUGACCAGACUCAGGAAACAAUCCGAUACGCCGACUUCAUCGAUAAGGAAUUGAUCUUGUUCUCUAUGGCUGACAAUGCGCGGUCUAUCCCGAGUGUGGUCGACGGCUUAAAGCCUGGGCAGCGCAAGAUCAUGUUCAGUUGCUUCAAGCGCAAACUCAAAGAGGAGAUCAAAGUGGCGCAACUGGCGGGCUAUGUGUCUGAACACUCGGCCUACCACCACGGCGAGAUGAGUCUCACGUCCACCAUCAUCAACCUGGCGCAGGACUUUGUGGGCAGCAACAACAUGGGAUUGCUUGUGCCUGCAGGACAAUUCGGUACACGGUUGCAGGGAGGCAAAGACGCGGCAUCGCCACGUUAUGUGUUCACCAAACUCAGUCCUCUGGCCAGAAAGGUCUUCCAUGUGCAGGACGAUGCGCUGAUGAAGUACCUGGAUGACGAUGGACUGACGAUUGAGCCUGAGUUCUAUGUGCCUGUGAUUCCAAUGGUCUUAGUCAAUGGCAGUGACGGCAUUGGCACGGGUUGGAGUACAAGCAUCCCCAAUCACAAUCCACGAGACAUCAUCGCCAACAUCCGGCGCAUGUUGGAUGGUGUAGAGCCGACGCAAAUGGACCCGUGGUGGCAGGGCUUUGUGGGAGACGUACUGCCGCAAGACCCCAAAAACACCAAGUUCUCAGUACACGGCAAAAUCGAGAAGACGAGUGAGACAACCGUAGAGAUCACCGAGCUGCCCGUGCGCACAUGGACACAGCCGUAUAAGGAAUGGCUGGAGACCUGUGUGCAGGGCACCGACAAGAACCCGGCCUUUGUGCGGGACUACACGGAAUACCACACAGACUCCACCGUGCACUUUGUGGUGACCAUGGAUGCGCAAGUGCUGGCGGCGGCUGAGAAGGACACGGGAGGGCUGCUGAAGAAGUUUAAGCUGCUGUCCACUGUGGGAACCUCCAACAUGGUGCUGUUUGACGAGCGCGGCGGGAUUAAGAAGUACGCCACGCCGCUGGAGAUCCUGAAAGACUUCUACGACCUUCGGCUGAACUACUACCACAAGCGAAAGGCCUACCUAGCAGACAUGUUGACUGACGACUUCGACAAACUGGACAACAAAGUGCGGUUUAUUCGUGCGGUGAUCUCUGGCGAUGUGAAGGUCAACAACGUGCGCAAGAAAGACAUCCUGGCCGAUCUCAUGGACAAGGGCUACAAGCAAUUCUCCAAGAAGACCAAAGACUCCGAACCCAGCGAAGACUCAGUCGAGACAGAGGAUGGCCCAGACACCAGCGCCGCAAGUGACGGCUACGAUUACUUGCUGGGCAUGGCGCUAUGGUCUCUGACGCAGGAGAAGAUCAAUGCGCUGGAGAAGGAGCGUGAGGCUAAGGAGACUGAACUGGGUAUACUGCUGAGCAAGAACGCGCGGGAUCUGUGGGUAGAGGACCUGGGUGCACUUGAGGAGGAGAUGGACAGGUACGCUGAGGUGGUCAAGGCACAGGCCGAGAAGGACGCCGGACAGGUCACCAAGCUCAAGAAGCAGCCCAAGAAACGCGCGCCCAAGAAGAAGACGAUCACACCCAAAGAAGAAGACGACUGGCAACCGAGCAAACCCGCCGCCAGGAAAAUGGCUGUCCCAAAGAAAGUCAUAAAAUCAGAACAAACCAAAGCCACUUUAGAGGAUGACCAGCCCCAGGCAUCGGCGAUUAAGCCCAAACGCCCCACGGCCAGGAAGACCAAACCAAGGUCCACCAUUGUACCCGACAGCAACAGCGACUCAGACAGCGACGGUGGGGUCAUGCUCAGCUUAUCACAGCGCCUGGCCAUGACCAAAGCCCCAAAGAAAGAGCCUGCACCCAGGCAACGGCAGAACAAGACGCCCGUCACGAAGAAAUACCAAACUGUCAUCAGCGACGAAGAUUUAGACCUGGACGAAGACGAACACGGCGUCACUGAUCUGGCAGACUCUGUGAAACGCUUGUCGGUUGGCAAACCUGGAAAACGACCGUCGGAACGCGAUGUGCCGCGCACGGUGGAGAAGAAGAAGACGGUGCGCACGUACAGCGAGGAUUCGGAUGAGAACUCGGAGGCUGAGUGUGAUACAAUCCCUAAAUCAAAAGCCAAAGCCAAGGCACCUGCCAAGCCACGUGCAAAGGCUGCACCCAAAGCCAAGGCUAAGGCUAAAACAGCCGCUGCCAAGGCCGCUGUGGCCACAGUCCCGGCACUAAGCGACAGCGAUGACAACUUAGAUUUCGAAAUACCCGUUAAACGCGCUCCGACAUCUCGCCGGGCUGCUGCCAAAGUGAAGUAUAAUUACGAGAGCGACCCUUCGUCAGAGGGCGAUGACUCGGAUGGCUCCGAGUUCGAGUUAUAGUGCGCUUUGUUAAGCCACCAAGCCAUUGUAUAGAGUCCGGGAGAUGAGGAGCCCUACAAGCAACCGCUGGUGUUGGCUUGACGUGCGUGCGUGCAGUAUGGAUCUACGCCAUAAUGUGGGCGCUUGGACACACCAGCCUCGUCCUCUGUUCCAUAUUUUGUAUCGCGGAUGGCGUUCAAUAGCGUCUCACGGCACUGACAAGAUCGACUUAAUGCGGACGAGGUCUUUAACCCUACAAUCUGUCACUAAAACAGAGAACGCCCACAUAGAGCAGCGGAUGUUCGAGGACCCGGGCUCAGCUGAAAAUAAAAGUGCCAGCUCGAUACGUAAAUCAUAGCUAGGCCAACUCAAGCCUGUGGUGCAAUCACGUAUCAGCUCUAUAAAUUAUAAAUUGCUGCAUAGGCCUUCAAUAUAUUGAAAAAGACGGUUCAUAAUGGAAAACAGCAACAGCUCCAAUACAGGCUAUUCUGACAAGUAGCCAUCGUAAACAAUAAACAGAAAGCGCCAA
Sphaeroforma arctica JP610 is the source of this 5462-nucleotide messenger RNA. RefSeq lists its product as hypothetical. The transcript is spliced from 32 exons. Gene Ontology annotation, cellular component: nucleus. The coding region runs from base 560 to 4954 and encodes 1464 amino acids. The record is from RefSeq and is a predicted model, not a curated record. Gene Ontology annotation, biological process: DNA topological change; resolution of meiotic recombination intermediates; sister chromatid segregation. Lineage: Eukaryota; Ichthyosporea; Ichthyophonida. Gene Ontology annotation, molecular function: DNA binding; DNA topoisomerase type II (double strand cut, ATP-hydrolyzing) activity; ATP binding.